AUACCCCAGCUCCGCUAUUAGUAAGUUACUCUGCUUCUCAAUCCUUAUUCCCCAGCCGUAACUCGAAGACAUUGAACGAAGGAACCCCUCCCCAAUAGAAGCUCUCACAACUCGCGCUCCAACGAGGGAUCCUCAGCUCGCGCCGGACCUGGGUCUCCAUAAGCUCCCGGUCGCUCAGGCCUCUCCUCACAGCUUCCAGUCGAGAUCAAGGUUGGCCCAUCCUCUCUACUUCGGUAACCCUCCCUCCUUCUAACAAUCUAACUUUUGAUCUUAAAAUAAUUUAUUACAGUAGUAGCUCAUAUAUUAUGAAUGAAAUCUAUAUUGUUCUUUUCACCGUAACCUUUUUUUUCUUUUGGGUAAGAGUUGUAAUUCCAGUCAUCACCUCAAGCUUGUUUUGGGCACUAUUCUGACCUGAAGUUUCAUCAAAAAUUUGUGGAAACUUAUUAGGUAAUGGGAAGCUUUAACUGCCUAGGAUUUUAAAUAACUAAUUAAAGGAAAUUAAAUAUGGUAUUUUAUUGCCUAAAACAAUUGAAACUGAUGAUGAGUUCCCUUGGGCAGUGAUGACUAACAUAAACCCUAAUAAAAGGCUUGAAAUCAUGCUAAUUAUGAGCUUCAUUUGAUCACUGUUUCUUCUAUAUGGUUUUGUAUCUUUUCUUUUUUGUUGAACAACGAGAACAUGAUUUUAUCGAGAGUUAAAAACAAAGUAGUUUAAACAUAGGUCAAAGCUUGAUUGUUUAGUUUAUUUAUUAUAGAUUUAAUUAUUUUAUUAUGAGAGAAUUUAUUAUUUUAGUAGUUAAUUAUUUAAUUAAAAAAAUAUAACAAGGAUUGAUUUGAGUUGUAAGAAACUGAAUAAGUAACCAUAAAAGUCAUAACUUGAUUUCCACAAUUUUAUAUUAACACCGUAUAUUAAAAUAGUAAAAUUGAGAAAUGAUUAUAGCUAACACUCUAGGACAUGCAUGAAAUAAUCAAUGGAAAGAGCUAAUUAAAUUGGGAGAGGUGAUGAGUAAUUUAUAUGCUUUUCGUUGUUCAAGCCUGUACCUAAAAUAUGACAUUAAUAUAUAUAGCCAUUUGGUUUGUAUUUUGAUAUGUGCGUGGUGUUUUUUUAAUAGUGUUGUCUCCCUAAGAUUUAAUGGAUCGGUCAUAUCUACCUAUAGGCAUUUCAUCGUAUAUAUUUCAAAUAUUCCCUGUAUAUUUGGUACAACAUGUUCUUGGAACUUAUUUAGUCACUUGUUUUCUUAAAUAAAUAUAUUAAAUUAUUUAGUCACUUAGCCUUAAACAGUGUACGUGAUAUUUGAAACUGAAAGCUGUAUAUGGAACAUAGCAACUAAUUUGGAGUUGCCCUUUGCAAUUGCUACAAUCUUGAAUGUACGUGGUGCUUUUUUUGUUGAAAUGGUUGGGAGUAUCUUAGAGUCCUGGGCAGAACUUAUAGUCUCACAUCGCCCAUUAUCUUCUAAGAUGGCUAGAAAAGGUCGUUUCAUGAAAAAAUCGAAAGUAGGACCAGGAUGUCAGCGACUACAAACGGCUCCGCCUCCGGCCUCUGCUACCCACCGCGAUGACUCUGAAAUUCUCCUGAACAGUGGUGAUAGUGUCCCUCCAACUUCACGCCUGUUCCUUUCGCCGCGCAGUGUACCAAGGCCUGCUCCACAAACGAGCACAACUACCAUUCAGAACUCGGAGCCAAGCCGUGUAAACUCUAUGGAUAAUGCCAAUGAUGUAGAUUCUGUUGAUCAAGAAGCUGAUGACUCCUUUGUCAAUUCUAGAGCUCAAAAUCGCAAAGAACGCAAGACUACAGAGUUUUGGAAAGUCAGGAUAAUCGAUUCUGAUGGCACAAUCAAGCCAGCAAGACUAAGCGUGAGGGAGGCUAUGGAAUGGCCUAACGGUAGAAAGAUCGUGCUCAGGUUCAACAAGGCAAAGCAAGCAAUUGGAAACGAGCCUGGACUGUUGAGUGGCGUGCUUGGUCUGCUAGGAUCUGACUUUGGAAAAUUUCCUAUCUGUGAGGAAAGUUGGCAUAAGAUUACCACUAAGGACAAAGUUUAUAACGAAUGUGUCAAGCAAAUUUUUCACAUUGAUGAAGAUAGUGAAAGAACUAUCAAGAAAAAUAUUUUGAAAAGUAUGGGAAAAUCCUGGAAGGAGACAAGGCCGAGGUUGUAUAAUGCUUAUUUCGAGCCAACGUUCACGACUGAACAAAAUAUUGAGAACCGUCCGCCAGGAAUCGAUCGAGAGCAUUGGAGAUGGUUCCUUGACUAUCGCGCCAAACAUGAAACGAAGAAGAAGUGCAAGAAAAAUGCGAAAAAUCGAUCAAAACAACAAUAUACCCACACUGGAGGUUCGAAAAGCUUUGCAUGACGGAUCAAAGAAGAGUCGGAACAACUAGGGAGAAUAUUCGGUAGAGGGGAGUUAUGGAUCACAGUGCACAAAAAAAGGAUGGCCCCUAAAUGAAUGAUGAAGCAAGAGCAAUCGGUCUAGUUAUAGUGGUUGGCAUCCUAUGUUAUCAUUUGGUGUGUUCUUGACAUGAGAUGGACCCAUCAACAAAAUUGUUGUAUUUACUAAUUUGUGUCUGUAGAAAAUAAUUGAGGAGAUUGAGCAACAGGAUGAGUCAUAUAGGGUGUUGUCUCAAAAUGAUUCCAUUGCUCAGGUUUUCGAAAAAGAGAAAUCGGGUAGAGUACAUGGUGUGGGUUUUGGACCGACUCCUAGUCAACUCUUCUGUCCAAAUUCACAUGGGCCUGGCAACGGAGUCCAACUAGAGGAGACUCAGAGGAAGCUGCUUGAACUGCAGGCAGAGCUGCAAGGCGAGAAGUUGAAGAGGAAGGCAAUGGAGGAUGAGGCAGUAGCAGAGAAGAAAAAGAUGAAGGCGAUGGAGAGUGCUCUGAUUUAUCUGUUUCAACGGUAGGGUGAGGAACUGCCACCAGACAUCGCUGCGUUUCGUGGAAUGAUAGAGUGAAUACUAGAAUAUUAGGAUUGGAGAUAUGUUGCAUUGAAGCAAACAUUUUAUUGAAUUAGAUUGAGCAACUCUUUGAAAGAGAUUUCUUUUUGUUCGUAUUUUGAUGGAUAUAUAUAUUUCCUGUUUUGCUUA
This is a messenger RNA of Arachis ipaensis, 3073 nucleotides long. NCBI's taxonomy places the organism in Eukaryota, Viridiplantae, Streptophyta, Magnoliopsida, Fabales, Fabaceae. The record is from RefSeq and is a predicted model, not a curated record.